Molecule: messenger RNA, 213 nt
Organism: Yamadazyma jaroonii
Lineage: Eukaryota; Fungi; Ascomycota; Pichiomycetes; Serinales; Debaryomycetaceae
Source: the annotation of a GenBank genome assembly
AUGAAACUAUCAUACUUUAUAUAUGCUUUGAAGGUGAAUAUUUUCCAAGUGAUAGUGGAAAAGUCUCGUUCUGAGUCUUUAAAUCUACAAUAUAUUCACUCAUCAUUAUUCGAUGCAACUGCUUGUCAACCAACAGAUGAGAAUGUGGCAGACUUUUCGUUUGUUAAUAAUGUAACAGAUUGUGCUGACGAUUUUGUAGAUGUUCUUAUAUAA